Messenger RNA from Brassica napus (rape), 2572 nucleotides. RefSeq names its product probable pectinesterase/pectinesterase inhibitor 21. Gene Ontology annotation, molecular function: pectinesterase activity; pectinesterase inhibitor activity. The transcript has 2 exons. NCBI's taxonomy places the organism in Eukaryota, Viridiplantae, Streptophyta, Magnoliopsida, Brassicales, Brassicaceae. The record is from RefSeq and is a predicted model, not a curated record. Bases 188 to 2425 code for a protein of 745 amino acids. Gene Ontology annotation, biological process: cell wall modification.
AAAAAAUUACAUACUCCUAAGGAGGCUACGUAAACCUUCGAAGGGGUCGUCACAAUCUUGUUUUCUCAAAAGAAUAACGAACAGCUCUUAUCUUUUAAAAAACAAAUAAAUAUCUUCAGAGCUGUUCAGGUUCAAAAACAAUUUGAUUAAUAGAAAUCAAUAAAAAAAAGAAAAAAAAAAGACAAACAUGUCGUACGGGUACGAUGAUGAUUCCAAGAGGAAGAGAAGGUAUGUCAUCAUCUCAAUCUCCUCUGUUCUUCUCAUCUCCAUGGUGGUGGCCGUUACCGUCGGUGUCAGCCUCAACAAGAACGAAGGCAACGGUGACUCUGACGCGCAGAUAACGUCUUCCGUCAAAGCCGUUAAGGACGUAUGUGCACCAACGGAUUUCAAAAAGACAUGUGAAGACAGUUUAAACAAAAAUGGUAACAACACGACCGACCCGGUCGAGUUGGUUAAGACAGCGUUCAGCGCGACGAUGAAGCAGAUCACGGCCGCUGCCAAGAAGUCGCAGACCAUGAUGGAGCUUCAGAAGGAUCCAAGGACCAAGAUGGCUCUUGAUCAGUGCAAGGAGCUGAUGGAUUACGCGUUGGGAGAGCUUAGCAACUCUUUCGAGGAGCUCGGUAAGUUUGAGUUCCAUUUACUCGACGAGGCUUUGAUCAACCUAAGGAUCUGGCUCAGCGCGGCGAUCAGCCACGAGGAGACUUGCCUCGAAGGGUUCGAAGGGACGCAAGGGAAUGCUGGGGAGACCAUGAAGAAAGCGUUGAAAACCGCUAUCGAGUUGACACGCAACGGGCUAGCAAUCAUCAGCGAAAUGUCGAAUUUCGUGGGACAAAUGGGGAUUCCUGAGUUCAGCAGCCGCAGGCUGCUGUCCCAGGAAAUCCCCUCGUGGGUGGACCAGCGAGGGCGUAGGCUCUUGCAGGCUGCUGCCGCGUAUUCCGAUGCUAAGCCUGAUAUAGUGGUGGCUCAGGACGGGAGCGGUCAGUAUAAAACAAUCAAUGAGGCUUUGAAGUUCGUCCCAAAGAAGAAGAACACGACCUUCGUGGUUUACAUUAAGGCUGGUAUCUACCAGGAGUACGUUCAGAUCAACAAGAGCAUGACUCAUCUCGUGUUCCUCGGUGAUGGUCCGGAGAAAACCAUCAUAUCCGGUAGCAAGAAUUACAAGGACGGUAUCACUACCUACCGUACCCAAACUGUUGCCAUCAUUGGGGACUCCUUCAUUGCCAAGAACAUCGGGUUCGUUAACACUGCUGGUCCAGCCAAAUUCCAAGCUGUUGCGGUUAGGGUUCAAUCAGACGAGUCCAUCUUUUUCAACUGUAGAUUCGACGGCUACCAAGACACCCUCUACGCCCACUCUCACCGUCAGUUCUACCGUGAUUGCACCAUCUCAGGCACUAUUGAUUUCCUCUUUGGAGACGCGGCUGCCGUGUUCCAGAACUGUACUUUGUUGGUGAGGAAGCCGCUUCCGAACCAGGCUUGCCCCAUCACAGCCCACGGUCGUAGCGACGCGAGGGAAGCAACAGGAUUUGUGUUCCAAGGUUGUACUAUUGCUGGGGAGCCGGAUUACUUGGCGGUCAAGGCAACUAGCAAAGCCUAUCUUGGUAGGCCGUGGAGAGAGUUUUCAAGGACAAUUAUCAUGAACAGUUUCCUCCCGGAUUUCGUCCAGCCUCAAGGAUGGAUGCCGUGGAUGGGGAACUUUGGACUUGACACGUUGUUCUACUCUGAGGCUCAGAACACAGGACCGGGAGCAGGGCUUGCAAACCGGGUUACUUGGGCAGGAAUCAAGAAGUUGAGUAACGAGGAGAUUCUCAAGUUCACACCGGAUCAGUUCAUCCAAGGUGGCAUUUGGGUUCCCGGCAAAGGUGUUCCCUACACUCCUGGCCUCUUGGCUGCCAACCCUAACGCUGCAACCACCGCCCCAAGCGGCUCAGCUGCUUCAGGUACCCCCUCCGUCACGGCCACAAGUGGUGCUGGCUCGGUUUCUCCAUCAGCUGCCCCUGUUUCUCAAGUAGCUGCCCCGGUUUCUCCAGCAGUUGCCCCGGUUUCUCCAGCAGCUGCCCCGGAAGGUUCACUAAAGAUGGCUUCAACAGAGACAAAUGGUGCUGGUUCGGUUUCUCCAGCAGCUGCCCCACAAGGUUCUAUCAGGAUGGCAAGUGGUGCUAGUUCGGUUUCUCCAGCAGCUGCCCCGGAAGGUUCUAUCAGGAUGGCUUCUAUGGAGAGACCUGGUGCAGGCUCAGUUUCUCCAGUAGCUGCUCCGGAAAGUUCUAUCAGGAUGGCUUCUAUGGAGAGACCUGGUGCUGGCUCAGUGUCUCCAGCAGCUACCCCAGAAGGUUCUAUCAAGAUGGCUUCAUCGGUGACAAGUGGUGCUGCUGCCCCGGUUUAUCCACCACCUCCCCCAUUUUAUCCUGACAUUGCAUUGUCUAACUAAAAGAUCCAUUAAGAUGCCAUAUAAUGUCUUUUCUUUUUUUUCUUACUAAAACCUGGAACCAAAAGCAUUUGCAUAACCUUGAAGAAUUCAGGAUUAUUGAUCUAUACCAAAUUGUUUGAGAUUAAUAAUGUCUAUAGCUUUGUAAAC